Callorhinchus milii (elephant shark) is the source of this 1182-nucleotide messenger RNA. It is a transcript of the gene trim44, whose product is annotated as tripartite motif containing 44. NCBI's taxonomy places the organism in Eukaryota, Metazoa, Chordata, Chondrichthyes, Chimaeriformes, Callorhinchidae. The record is from RefSeq and is a predicted model, not a curated record. Gene Ontology annotation, molecular function: zinc ion binding. The coding region runs from base 132 to 1040 and encodes 302 amino acids. The transcript is spliced from 6 exons.
GUUACCUGUCGCCUCUCCGCCGGUACGGUGUUACCUGUCGCCUCUCCGCCGAUACGGUGUUACCUGUCGCCUCUCCGCCGGUACAGCGUUACCUGUCGCCCCUCCGCCGGUGCGGUGCCGCGGGGACUGUGAUGGCGAGUUGCAGAGCUCCCCAGUCCGGGGAUGAUUUGCCUCCGGACGGAUCGUGCGAUGUGUGCGAACCCGACGAGGCUCGAACCGCUCUCAAGGUGUGCGACACCUGCGCUCUGUCCUUCUGUCAACUCCACGCCGAGGAGCACGACGCCAAACCGUCCAGCAGCCAACACGGCCUCCGGGACUUCAGGGCGGCCGAGGCGGGUCCCGCUGGUGCGGUGACCCCCAGGUCCCGGGGGGAGGGAGAGGAGGGGGUCCCGGGCAACCAGCAACAGGAGGGGCCCCACUCCGGCUCCGGCUCCCAACAGGACGAGGAGGAAGAGAAGAAAGGGGAGAGGAAGAAAUGCCCAGAGCACAAUCAGGAGAUCACGUUGUACUGCAAAGACGAUGAGAAGAUUAUCUGUGUGCUGUGCGCUGUGGGGCCACACCGGCAGCAUGAGCUCAUCACCUUAGACGAAGCCUAUGUGGCUUUCAAAAACCGACCCCCUGUUGACAUGAAGUCUGCCAUGACGGGGAUGGUGGAUCGCCUGCGGGCAAAGAGUCAGGAUCCUCACGUGACACAGGAAGAGAUGAUUGAGUGUGUCCAGCAGGAGUUUGCUAAGAUCAGGCAAUUGCUGUGGGAGGAGGAGAGGAAAGCACUGCACAUGGUGGACCUGCAGGAGGCGGUGGCCACGGCACACGUAGCCGAGCUAAUUGCAGACAUCAACGUGUCCAUGGGCAAACUGACCGAAGAGAUGGAGGAGAUCACCAACCAGCUCAACACCUUCAACCAGCUGGCGCUGCUCAAGCCACAAGUCAUCGGCCAGGAUGGGGAAGCCAAACCCAGGGGUAACGUACACCGAGAUGGGCCCCCUCAUCCAGGGAGGGGCGGAGGGUCCGCUGGGCACCCCAGUGCCACCGGGCCAUGAAGAAGAGGCUGGCGUGUGGGUCAGGGAUUUCUGAAUUGGCUGCUUUUCCCAUCUUCCUGGAAGAUGUCAAGUGCGUGUUUAAGCCUCGAAACCCGGAAAUUCCUGAACGCUGAUCACUGGUCUCCUCUCAGUUUCAGGUGGG